AUGAAAAAGGAGCUCGAAGAUGAGGAAGAAUUAAAGGAAGAAGUGGAAUGUAUGGAAGUUGAUGAUGAUGCUGAUGAUAAUGACGACGAUGAUGAAAGUGAAAAUAGCAGCAGUCGGGAAGAGAAUGUUGAGCUUAUGGUUAUUACGCGUGAAAAACGUUCUAACGCUGGUAAUAAGAUGGCGCAGUUGUUGGAAUCGGCCGAGCAAGAAGAUGAAUUUUACAAGAAUACAUAUGAUGGCGGAUUUCUCGAGGAUGAUGUCGAUGAUGCGUUCGAAUCACCAGUGGAAUCGGAUCAUGAUGAAGUGGAUUCUGACUUCGAUCGUCCUGAGGAUGAAGAUGAACCAAUGAGCGAUACAGAAGAAGAGCCCAAACGACGGAAACGAAAAGCUGGUUAUAAAGAACCGAGACCAGGUUAUACUCCUUCGAAGAGAGCUUUGCUAGAAAAAAACAAGAAAUGGGUGAUGGCACGGAUGGGUUGCCUUACUGCCGCCGCUAACACUGUCAGUCCUGAAACUCAGGCACAAUAUUUGGAAGAAGCCAAGGAAACAGAACGAAAAAAUGUUGCAUCGUUAAAAAAAUAUGAGCAAUUUGAGCUGGAAAAAAAGAAGAAACGUGAAAAGAUUAAUGUUAAUAGAAAAUUGAAACCACCUUACGUUAGCAUUGUGGACGGUCCGGAUGGCAAAUGGAUAGUUCUUCCAGAUGUCAAGAAUUUUACGAAACCAGAAAGAGCGGUGAAACUCCUUUGUUGCGUAACAUCACGCCCUGCAAAAUAUCGCGAUCCGUUAACCGGCUUGCCAUUUGCAACGCCUGAGGCAUUUAGAUUUAUCCGGGAAAAAUAUGUAGAAUAUUUGAAAAGUAUGUCUGAUCAUCCAGCGGUGAAACCAUGGCUUUCCAGGAAGAUGGCUUUCCAUUGA
Acanthocheilonema viteae is the source of this 915-nucleotide messenger RNA. NCBI's taxonomy places the organism in Eukaryota, Metazoa, Nematoda, Chromadorea, Rhabditida, Onchocercidae. The record is from the annotation of a GenBank genome assembly.